AUGUCGGACGCGCCGGCGAGCCCGCCGGGCGGCGGCUUCGGCGGCGUCAGGGAGCAGGAUAGGUUCCUGCCCAUCGCCAACAUCAGCAGCGUCAUGAAGAAGGCCAUCCUGGCCAACGGCAAGAUCGCCAAGGACGCCAAGGAGACCCUGCGGGAGUGCAUCUCGGAGUUCAUUGCUUCAUCGCCAGCGAGUGAGGCGAGUGACAAGUGCCAGAGGGAGAAGUGCAAGACCAUCAACAUCGAUGACCUGCUUUGGGCGAUGGCCACGCUAGGCUUUCAGGAGUACAUUGAGCCCCUCAAGGUUUAUCUGCAGAAUUACAGAGAGGUGCAUGCCCAUUUAGCCAUGUGGGAUUUUUUUAUCUGAACUAAUUGGGGAUGGAUUAGUGCUUUGAGAGUUAGGUAGGUCCAUGAUAGUUUAAUAUGUUGCUGUUGUAGCCUGAAAAGCUCUGUUUGGCACUUUUGUUAGUC
Molecule: messenger RNA, 467 nt
Organism: Triticum urartu
Lineage: Eukaryota; Viridiplantae; Streptophyta; Magnoliopsida; Poales; Poaceae
Source: RefSeq, a predicted model, not a curated record